AUGACGGGGAACGAUUUCAAGGGCAACCCAACACCAGUCUUUGUUCUUGAUGAGGACCAAAACUGGCCGGUGGAAAGAGUGCUCCAAGCUAUUGCACGGGAAAUGAAUCAGUCUGAGACGAUCUUUGUCAAGCCGGCUGCUGCUAGAUCGAGAGGGACUUACGACAUUCGAUCUUUUACCCCGUUUGCCGAGGAGCCAUUCUGUGGCCAUGGCAUUGUAGGGGCCGCGAUAGCGUUGGAAGGCAGAUGUGAUCAGGGGAACCUUACAUUUCAAACGGUCGGGGGCAUCUUUGUCCACGCUGAGAGCCUUGGACGUGCAGAGACAAGUUCGGGGAAAAGAACGCUCGGGCAGGUGAUGACGGUGAAGCUUCGGAUUCCCUCUGUGCCCGUCACAGAACCCCUCGAUCAUGACCUUGAACUUCGAGAGAGAAUGGCAAAGGCUAUCGAGAUUGCUCCGCUCCAGAUCUUGGCCCUGGGGAGGAACUCGUUAAUGGACCUCGUUGUCGAGGUUGACAGUACAGUUGAUUUCUCCGCGGACACGAUCAAGAUUGAUGCGGGGGCGUUGAUGAAAGGUUCGCCGCCAGGCACUCGCAGUCAAAUCAUCACGAGUCAAGGGAGGAGAGACGGCGUUGACUUCCUGAAACGUGUGUUUGCCUACGGAAGUGAAGAUCAAGCGACGGGGUCAACACAUUGCGUCCUCGCGCCGUAUUGGGGCUCCAAAUUGGGCAAAUCGUGCAUGAAGGCGAAGCAAGUAUCUGAAAGAACCGGGGAAGCAGAAGUCGAGAGUAUUGUGAAUGAUGGGGGAGGUCAUGUGGGCUUGACUGGGUCGGGCGUGCUGAUUAUGGAAGGGAGGAUAUUGGUUCCUCGGGUCGCUCGCUUUGAUACGAAGCUGUAG
Exophiala aquamarina CBS 119918 is the source of this 894-nucleotide messenger RNA. RefSeq lists its product as uncharacterized. Gene Ontology annotation, molecular function: isomerase activity. The record is from RefSeq and is a predicted model, not a curated record. Gene Ontology annotation, cellular component: cytoplasm. The transcript has 3 exons. NCBI's taxonomy places the organism in Eukaryota, Fungi, Ascomycota, Eurotiomycetes, Chaetothyriales, Herpotrichiellaceae. Gene Ontology annotation, biological process: biosynthetic process. The coding region runs from base 1 to 894 and encodes 297 amino acids.